AUGCAAACCCACCUCCUCACAGCGGUCGACUCGACCUCGCAUAUACACCUCAUAAUUGGCUCGAAUCCACUCGCUGGCGCAAGAUGCAGUCGGUCUCUCGAAGUGGGCGCAAAGCCCAUUCUCAUCGCACCCGAGACGGCAAAUUUCCACUACGGUCUAGCAAAGAAAAUUGAAGAGAACACAGUCGAAUGGCUGAAGAAAGACUUUGACGAGAAUGAUUUGACAACACUGGGAAGGGAAGAGGUGGAGCGGGUCGUGGACGCCGUAUUUGUCACAUCAGCAGGCAAAAGUGCUCUCAGCACAAGGAUAUCUACACUAUGCAGAAGACUUCGCAUACCCGUGAACGUGGCAGACGCACCCAACCUCUGCACAUUCACCCUCCUCUCCGUCCAUACCUCUGGGCCUCUCCAAAUCGGCGUUACAACCUCUGGCAAAGGCUGCAAGCUCGCUUCACGAAUCCGGCGAGAAAUCGCCUCCGCUCUCCCCAAAGAUAUUGGACCUGCAGUCGAACGUCUAGGAACUGUACGAAGGAAGAUCUUGGAACAGGAUCAUCUUGAAGACUAUGACGUCGACGACGAGGACACAGGCCAGACAUCCACCUUCAACAAACUUGUCACACCCACAGAUACCGAAGCCGCAAAAGCUAGGCGCAUGCGUUGGCUGUCGCAGAUCUGCGAGUACUGGCCUCUUCGGCGAUUGGCGGCCAUCACAGACGAGGAUAUGCCCGUCUUUCUCGCGGAAAAAUCAUCCUCGCGGGCUCAGGACCAGGCCAUCCAGAUCUCCUAA
This is a messenger RNA of Ramularia collo-cygni, 786 nucleotides long. RefSeq names its product related to uroporphyrin III methyltransferase. The coding region runs from base 1 to 786 and encodes 261 amino acids. Gene Ontology annotation, molecular function: precorrin-2 dehydrogenase activity; protoporphyrin ferrochelatase activity. The record is from RefSeq and is a predicted model, not a curated record. Gene Ontology annotation, biological process: siroheme biosynthetic process. Lineage: Eukaryota; Fungi; Ascomycota; Dothideomycetes; Mycosphaerellales; Mycosphaerellaceae. The transcript is spliced from 2 exons.